Pseudovirgaria hyperparasitica is the source of this 2718-nucleotide messenger RNA. RefSeq names its product COPII component protein. Gene Ontology annotation, cellular component: endoplasmic reticulum exit site; COPII vesicle coat. The coding region runs from base 1 to 2718 and encodes 905 amino acids. The transcript has 3 exons. Gene Ontology annotation, molecular function: zinc ion binding; SNARE binding. Gene Ontology annotation, biological process: endoplasmic reticulum to Golgi vesicle-mediated transport; COPII-coated vesicle cargo loading; intracellular protein transport. NCBI's taxonomy places the organism in Eukaryota, Fungi, Ascomycota, Dothideomycetes, Acrospermales, Acrospermaceae. The record is from RefSeq and is a predicted model, not a curated record.
AUGGAGUUCAAUCAGCAGGGUGCCGCAUUGCCCCCGAAGAAGAAGAGAGGAUACGCACAGCAAGCCUACGAGUUUGGUGGAAAUGCUGUUGGCGCAGCUCCACCACCUCCUCCAGGUCCAGCAGGCUCAGCGGGCUAUCAAGGACUUGAUGCGCAGCCCGGCUUCCAGCAAGGAUUUCAACAAGGCUAUAAUGCACCGGAUCAACUGUCGUCGCAGUUUGGUCAGAUGGGCCUUGGGCCUGGGCAACCUGCUCCAGGAAUGACUGCUCCAGGAAUGCCACAACCCCCACCGCCCGCGCAUCAGCAACAGCAAGCUCCGCAACAGUCUGCAUACCUGAACCAACUACAACCUAGUGACCUCCUAGGGCAACCUCUAAAUGUUUUUGAAUUGGAGCAACCGCCUCCUGCAAUCAACCUACCGCCCAAUACAAGCGUUACCCCAUCGCCACACGCAAAUUGCCCUCCAAAGUAUAUUCGAUCGACUUUGAACACCGUGCCGACCACACAUUCCCUCCUAAAAAAGUCGAAGCUACCCUUUGCGCUUGUGGUGCAACCUUACAGCUCUCUACAUGAUAUUGAGGAUCCCGUGCCCGUUGUUUCUGACCAAGUUAUCUCGCGUUGUAGGCGUUGUCGAUCGUACAUCAACACCUUUGUUACAUUCCUGGACCAUGGCCACAGGUGGCGCUGCAAUAUGUGCAACCUUACCAAUGACGUUCCACAAGCCUUUGACUGGGACACGACGAACAACAAGAGCGUGGACCGAUGGCACCGAGCAGAACUGAAUUACUCGGUAGUUGAGUUUAUUGCUCCUUCUGAGUAUAUGGUCCGGCCUCCACAGCCUCUAGUCUACUUGUUCCUUUUAGAUGUCAGCUAUGCCUCAGUCACGAAUGGAUUGUUAGCGACGGCUGCCAGGUGUAUAUUAGAAAGCUUGGACCGGAUACCCAACGCUGACCGUCGAACACGUCUAGGUUUCAUCGCUGUGGACUCAGCUUUGCACUACUUUUCCAUACAACGCGAUAUCCCAGUGGAAGAGGGGGCAGAACCCCAAAUUAUUGAACCUAGCAUGCUGGUAGUCAGCGACCUAGAAGAGCCUUUCUUACCCACGCCGGAGGACCUUCUCGUAAAUCUUUCAGAAAGCCGAAGAAAUGUUGAGAACUUCCUGGAGAAGCUCCAAUCCAUGUUCCAGGAUACCCAAAAUGGCGCCUCUGCGAUGGGCGCUGCCUUGCGCGCUGGCCAUAAAUUGAUAUCCCCAGUUGGAGGGAAGAUAUCGGUGCUCACCUCUAUGCUGCCAAAUCUAGGUUUCGGUAAGCUCGAAAUGAGAGAAGACAAGAAACUGCUUGGUACAAGUAAUGAGGGCAAACUUCUCCAGACUGGUAACAGCUUCUAUAAGAGUUUCGCCGUCGAGUGUUCGAAGAACCAGGUUUCGAUUGACAUGUUCUUAUUCUCAUCACAAUACCAGGAUGUAGCAAGUUUGAGCAACCUACCGAGAUAUACUGGAGGUCAGACGUACUUCUAUCCUGGAUGGAACGCUGCGAGGAGCGAAGAUGCCAUCAAAUUUGCCCGCGAAUUCAGCGACUACCUCUCAUCAGAAGUUGGUCUCGAGGCUGUGUUGCGAGUACGUGCGACCACCGGGCUGCGGAUGAGUUCUUUCUACGGGAACUUCUUUAAUCGCAGCUCAGACCUGUGUGCAUUCCCCGCGUUCCCAAGAGAUCAAAGCUACGUUAUCGAGGUUGCAAUCGACGAGACUGUUACGAAGCCGUUUGUCUGUAUGCAAGCCGCAGUGCUUCACACGACCUGCAAUGGAGAACGACGCAUCCGUGUUCUGACCCUUGCUCUACCAACAACAGAGUCGCUAUCUCACGUGUAUGCCUCCGCAGAUCAGCAGGCAAUUACAGAGUUCUACAGCCACAAAGCCGUAGAACGAGCACUUGGCAGCGGUCUUGAUGCCGCACGAGAUGCACUUCAGGCAAAGAUAAUUGAAAUCCUGCAAACGUAUAGGAAAGAGCUGGCAGGGGGUAAUAUGGGCGGAGGUGGAUUGCAACUGCCUUACAAUCUGAGAGGGCUUCCAGUGUUGUUCCUUGGUCUCAUGAAGAACGUUGGCCUUCGAAAAUCAGCACAGAUUCCGUCGGACCUCCGUGCUGCGGCCCUCUGCCUCCUUUCCACGUUGCCUCUGCCGUUGAUGAUGCAGUACAUCUACCCCAAAUUAUACUCAUUUCAUGAUCUUCCUGAUAGCGCCGGACAUCCAGACCCUCAAACUGGAGAGAUCAUCCUCCCGCCACCGUGCAAUCUGUCGUCGGAACGCAUUGUACCAUAUGGGCUAUAUCUGAUCGAUGAUGGUGUCAAUCAAUUCCUGUGGGUUGGCCGUGAUGCAGUGCCUGCGCUACUGUUGGACGUAUUCGGGAUCGAGGACAAGAACGGUAUCAAACAGGGCAAGUCGACGAUGCCAGUAGUCGACAACGAGAUGAACGAACGCGUGAGAGCCAUCAUUGAGAAGAGCCGAGACCACCGGGCGAAAGGUGUUGGAAGCAUUACAGUGCCAUCACUAUAUGUGAUUCGUGAAGAUGGUGAUCCGAGUCUUAAGCUUUGGGCACAAACACUGCUGGUAGAGGACCGGGCAGAUCAAGGGGUCAGUUUAGCACAGUGGAUGGGAAUGUUGCGUGAAAAGGUUAGUGAAGAAGAAGUCCCUGUACCGUUGAUUCUAUCAACGUGGCCAGACUAG